This is a messenger RNA of Loa loa (African eye worm), 1132 nucleotides long. RefSeq lists its product as hypothetical. The transcript has 6 exons. Gene Ontology annotation, biological process: muscle organ development. NCBI's taxonomy places the organism in Eukaryota, Metazoa, Nematoda, Chromadorea, Rhabditida, Onchocercidae. The record is from RefSeq and is a predicted model, not a curated record. Bases 115 to 1050 code for a protein of 311 amino acids. Gene Ontology annotation, cellular component: sarcoglycan complex; sarcolemma.
UUUAGCUCUUCACUCUUGUUGUUCGUGAAGCUAUGUGGAAGAACAUAGUUGCAGCUAGUCAGAAGCGGAUGAGGAGUUAUCACACACUGCGACUGUGUCAGUUCUAGAUGUGUAAUGCCAGUUGGUAGAUCGAUGUAUCGCCGUGGUACCGCUGAUGAUGAUGAUCAGCAGCAUUUACGUUUUCUGAAUUCCAAAGAACCACGGCCACCCCCUACUUCGAAUAAUAUUGAGUAUAAGUUACACGUCACCGGAUUACGCAAGAAGCGACUAUGGAUUUUGUUGUUAUGUUUAGUGGUGCUAACAAUUAUUACACUCAUCUUAUUGAUUUUAAACAUCUUCAUUAUUCAUGUGUUGGGUAUGUCAACUAGAGGUAUGAAACAUCUACAGUUCCACAGCCGAUAUCAUCCAGAUACCGGCAAAGAGGAUGUCGUUUUACAAUUUUCGGCUAAUGAAAUCCAUCUGGGUAAAGUGAUCGCGAAAAGUGGUGUCGUUUAUGGAGGUGCAGGGAAAGAUUUGGCAAUCUUAGGUUCUAGGGUAAUAAUCAGUAGUACAUCAGCGCAAAGUCGUUUGGUGCUGCAGGAUGGCAUUUGUCGCUUUGAGAACAGCAAUCAAUUUACCAUAAAAGAUGCAUUUCGACCAUACUUCAGUGUUCAGCAUCCACUGUUUCGUGUAGACAAGAGGAUUAAGAAGAUAUCGACUGCCCAAAUUGUAACGGACAAGAUACGUUCACCAAUCAACGAUAAUUUAUACGUGGACGUGGUAAAUCUGGGAUUACGUGGUAAUGAGGGGAUACAUUUGGAGGCAAAACGAAUAAAUUUGACCGCUGGAACCGGUAUUUCAUUAGGAACAACGGCUGAUGGUUUAAUAAUGUUUUCGACCAAGAAACUCUAUUUUGGAAAUAGUCUGAAAACAUUGCCAUUGAGCUCAUCCCCUUCGUUGACUGCUUCAAUAGAUGCCUUGCGAGUUUGUGUUUGUAUGUCAUCAAAGCCUAGGCUAUUUGUAGUAGCUGGUAAUAAGCCAUGCUAUGCACCACAAGGUUUCUGUACAUAAUAUGAUAGUUGUAUUGUUUGAUAAAUGAAACUGGAACUACAAAUAUCGGGCUUGAUAUGAAUUUCCGUUGGUUAUACGCCAG